This is a messenger RNA of Didymodactylos carnosus, 1704 nucleotides long. Lineage: Eukaryota; Metazoa; Rotifera; Eurotatoria; Philodinida; Philodinidae. The record is from the annotation of a GenBank genome assembly.
AUGGGUGAUGAACACUCUGAUGGCCCGAAAAACAGGAGUUCCAACCUGACUACUCCACCAGUAGGUGGCGGUCAACCGCCAUUUUCUAGAAAUGUGUCGAAUGAUGAUCGUCAGCCAUCGGUUCAAUUAAACCCAAAACCGCCGGACGCAAGAGCACCACAGGGCAUCACUUUUAAUCAUACACAACGUACUGUCGAUAUUCCAGAUAACACCUGGCUACCCGGUUUUCCAUAUCAGGUACGAGGUAGAGUAACAUGUGAGAAUGAGGAGUUAUAUGCAAUCGAGGCUGUCAAGCCAUUGAGCGGUUAUACUGGUUUAUGUCCAAUAUGUCAGCGUCGGCAUGUUCCACUUUCUCCCUCGCGUGGAUAUUAUGCUACAAGUCGAUCAUUAUAUGACAAAUUGGUCUCGGCACAAAGCAGUGAAACAUCACUUCAAGAACUGAGGUGCGAACGUAAUAAACUACCACCCUUAAAAAAGCCAUUAAUUGGAAAAAAUAUUGGUAUACAAGGUGAAUCAAAUUCAUGUUAUCUCGAUGCUACAUUGUAUUGCAUGUUUGCUUAUAAUGAUGUGUUUGAUAAACUAAUAUAUUCACCAGAAGUUAAAAAUAAUCCACAUUCAGACGAACAAGAUUCAGCGAUUUCCAAUGUUCAGACACUCUUACGUGAUAAUAUUGCUCAUGUUUUACGUUCAGGAAAGGGUUAUGUUCGGCGUGAAGCCAUAUUGCAUUUACGUCAACAAUUAGGUAAAGCAACAAAGGAUCAAACAUUUUCCAAUGAUGAAAAAGAUCCGACGGAAUUUUUACGUGCAUGUGAAAAACUAUUUCAUUAUUCACCAAUAAAAACAAUUCAAUAUGAUGAAAAACCAAAGGAUGAUUAUUCGAAUAUUACAUCAAAUUUUAUCUGGGAAUGUUUUGACGAUAAUAUUGAAAAAAAAUCAUCAACGAAUGUGCAAACUUUAUUUACAAACUCAUUACGACAAUUUCAACAAAAAUUGGCUGGUGUACCACCAUUUUUGAUAUUAGUUGCUCCAAGACACUCACGUACAGAACGAUCGUAUAAGUAUAUUACGCCUGAUUUAAAAAUUCGAUUAGAUGAUGAUCUGGUACAACUAUGUUGUUUAAAAUGUGGAGUAACAGCGAAAAAUAGCGAAAAAGAGCGAGAAUUUUUCCAUUGUCCACAGUGUUCAUUAGAAUACGUGCAGGAUAGCAUGAGCAAGGUUAUGUGUUUUUGUCUUAAUUGUGUAAAGGAGAUACAUACUACACCUGAACAACUUGUAGACGAGAAACAUUCAGUAAAACAAAUUGGUAAUAAAGCAUUGAAUAAACAAGUCCUAGAAUUAUUUGCCGUAUUAUGUAUCGAAAAAAGUCAUUAUGUCGCAUUUGUGAAAUGUAAAGCAAGUCCAAAACAACAUUUUUUACAACAAACAGCAUCACAAGGUGAAAAUGAUCAAUGGCUAUUUUUUGAUAGUAUGUCGGAUCGUAUCGAUGAUCAAAUUAAUAUACCGUCGGUUAGUCAUGCAGAAAGUUUUGAAGAAUGGAUUGCAACCGCCGUCAAAUAUGAAGAAAAGUUUUUCCGAUUCUUAGACGAUCAACGAAAAAGUACACAAUAUAAACAAUCAUUAAGUACUAAAGAUAUAAUGCAAUUAAGAUUAUUUCGUGACGGUGCUUUCUUUUUCUAUGAAUGUGCGCAAGCAAUUUAUACUUAA